GCAACAGCACGCCAUCUUACUCUUUGGAUCAACAGAACGGACAGGAACCCGCAUUGUCACUGCAGCAAAGCGCCUCCCCUUUCUCGUCGAUAUGGGCUCGUCCACCGCAUCGAGUGAAGCUAAGCCUCACGACGCAUGAAGACAGUGAGGGGCCGCCCAUCACGAUUCCUCUAGGGCACCAAACGAGCGCCAGCAACUUGCUCAUGAUGCCUCAAUGUCGAGCACUGCUAGGAGAGUACCCGGAAGAAUUCUUUUUCAAAGUCGAAAUGAACCGUCCUAGGGCGUGGGCUGUCCGCACUAUGAUGGCGUCCGACUUGGACAACUUGACAGACAGUGUGAAAGUACCCUGGGUAGACGGCAACCGGUUUCUGGAGAGCUAUUUCAAGCGAGUCCAUCCCUUCCAUCCGUUUCUGGACCGGGAUGAAGUCAGAGAGCUAUACGAGGACACCAUGCACAAAGGCAUUGGUAUUGACAACUCCUCGGCGCUUGUCUUGGCGAUACUAGCCCUGGGCGCAACAGUGUCCGAUGCUGCGGAUCUAAAACCCGAGCUGAGGACAGGCGAGGCGUUCAUACAGCAGGCGCUGAAGAUUCUUUUCGCGUCAUGGACGUUCACUUUCAGCGGUGAUGUGAUCAUCUCCCAGGCUUUAACACUAUGCUCCCUGUACUUCACCUAUGCUGUUGAGCCGUUGAUGGCCUGGAGACUGAUCCACAUGGCUUCCACCAGCAUUCAACAGCUGUUUUCCAGGUGUAAAAACUUAUUGUCUAGUGAGCCGGAAGUUCAAACGCUCACCCGCCUGAGCUGGGUUUGCUUCAUUAUAGAGAGUGACAUACUUGCAAAAUUCCACCAGCCGCGCAGUGGUAUAGAGCUCCUCGUCGACCGGCUGCCAUUCCCCAACUAUGGCGAGAUACCUUCGCCCGAGAACCUCUAUGCUCUCGCGGACAUAUCGGCAAGGGCUUUGCUGAACCGCAUUCACCACGCUCUAUUCUUCACCGACAGUCUGACCAUCUACUCGGGCCAAUCGUUGGACAAUGUGAGCUCAUCUCGGAUACCCAUACUGAAUCCCGACGCAUCCCAUCUGCGGGUGUGUGAAGAGUUGAGCAGGCAGCUGGAGGCCUGGUACGAUAGCAUACCGGAUGUCAUCAAGCCUGAUCUCAACGGCAAUCCAGUUGGGAGCAGACAGACGUGCCUUUUGAGGUUGAGGUACUGGUCAGCCAAGCGCAACAUCUUUCGCGCAUUCGUGAUCUACGUCACCUCAAGGAAGUGGGAGGGAGAAGAGGUUCCCCAGGCCGUACUCGAAAUGUGCGAAAUCUGUCUUCAUGCCAGUCGCAUGUUCAUCGUCAUGGCGUAGCAUCUCAUCAAGGAAAGAUCGCCAUAUACCUACAGUGUAACACAUUGGUGAGUUUCUCUU
Molecule: messenger RNA, 1409 nt
Organism: Emericellopsis atlantica
Lineage: Eukaryota; Fungi; Ascomycota; Sordariomycetes; Hypocreales; Bionectriaceae
Exons: 3
Coding region: 204-1349 (381 amino acids)
Biological process (GO): DNA-templated transcription
Molecular function (GO): zinc ion binding; DNA binding
Source: RefSeq, a predicted model, not a curated record